Molecule: messenger RNA, 4325 nt
Organism: Mytilus californianus (California mussel)
Lineage: Eukaryota; Metazoa; Mollusca; Bivalvia; Mytilida; Mytilidae
Product: transcription factor 25-like
Exons: 16
Coding region: 97-2034 (645 amino acids)
Cellular component (GO): RQC complex
Source: RefSeq, a predicted model, not a curated record
UUCCGGUUUCUCAACAAAUUGUAAACAUUGGCCAUGUGGAACUUGACAUAAGAGUUCCACGCUUGUCAUCUGCGUUAUUUGUCCAUAUUUUUUACCAUGUCGUCUAGAGCAUUGCGCAAACUUCAUGGUAAACAAGAAUUAGAAGUUCCGUCUGUUGAUGAUGAGUUAGACGAGGAAGAAUGUACCGAGAAAACCCAGACUGCUGUUGUAAACCCUUUUGCACUGCUUGGAGAUGAUGAGGAAGAAGAAGACAUUGAAGAAACAAAUGAUAUAGAAAAUGUUGUUCCUAAAGACAUUCAGCAACAAGGUGCUAGAAAAAAAAAGAAGAAAAAGAAAAAGAAGAACAAAGAAAAAAUAGAAGAGAAAGUUAAAAAUGGUGAAAACAUGGAUGACAUUGAUGCAUCACUACAGGAAGUUGAAAGAAUUCUGGGAGAAAGCAAAAGUACACACAUACAAGACACUGAGCAGUCAACUGUAACAUCAAGCAUGAAAGCCUUAUUGACUGUAGAACACAAGAAUUUGAACCCAGAUAAUGAAAUGAAAAGAAUUUUUGGUUCAAGAGUUGUACAAGCUGAAAUGAGUAGACGACAACCAAGAAAUGCUCGAGCUAGAAAGAGGGCAACUUGGAUGUCAACUCCAAAAGAUACUUGGCCGCCAAUUGGUAAAAUAGGAUUAUCAAUGACCUUAAAAGAAACAAGAAAUGGUGUUCAGUAUUAUAUAUUUGAACACAGUAAAGACUACCAAAAAAUUCAGUUCCAGUUUUAUGAGGCUGUUGAAUCUCUAAACCCACAGAAUAUUGCAAAUAUUAUACAAAUACAAGGUUACCAUAUAGAUGCCUUAAUAGCUUUGAGUGAUGUGUUUCGUAUGAAUGAAGAUAUGCAGAUGUCAGCUGAAUUAAUAGAGAGAGCUUUACAUUCAUUUGAAACCUCCUUCCAUCCACUGUUUAGUUUAACAACAGGAAACUGUAGAUUAGAAUUUAAAAUAGCAGAAAAUAGACCUUUCUACCUGACACUUUUUAAACAUUUAACCUAUGUAGGACAAAGAGGUUGUUACAGGACAGCGUUAGAAUUCUGUAAAUUAUUGCUCAGUUUAGAUCCAGACAAUGACCCUAUGUGUGUAUUAUUAAUGAUAGAUUUUUAUGCUCUGAGAUCUGAAGAAUUUGCAUUUCUUAUCAGAUUAUUUAAUGAAUGGGAGGGCCACAGAAAUUUAUCCCAGUUGCCAAACUUUGCUUUUUCGCUACCAUUAGCAAUGUUUUGUCAGGCAGAUAAAAAUGGAGAAGAUACAACUCCUGCAGAUAAUCUGCUCCAGAAAUCACUGAUGAUGUUUCCUGGUUUUCUGAUGCCAUUGUUAGAUAACUGUAGUGUUAACCCUGAUUCUGAAGUCUCUAGUCACAGUUUCUUUAGUCCGACAGCUCAGUAUAGCCAAUCAGAUGCUCUGAAACAAUUAAUAUCUUUAUAUGUUGGACGCUGCCAUUCAUGCUGGAAACCACCAGAGGUUUUACAGUGGUUAGAAAGAAAUGUGAAGGUUGUAUUACAAAGAGUUAAUGAUAAAGAUCCUCUUGUGGAGGAAUACAGUAAGAAAAGGAAAACACGAUAUCAAGGAACACCAAGAAACAUUUUACGUCAUAUAUUGUUAUCCGAAAUCAAAGAUGCUACGGCUGCUCUUCCACAGGAUUUGGCUAAUACAACUCUGGUCAGCUAUGAUCCAUUACCUCCAACAGAUUCCAUAGCUGCCUAUCAGUCACCACAAAGGACGAGAAGAAUAAACCAAGAAAGUAACACAUUAUCCAACUUUUUUAGAUCACUGUUGCCUAAUUUUAACCUUGAUGAGCCUGCACCAGCACCACAGCCUCAGGGGGCAGAGGGUGGGGCACAAAAUCUCCGACAAGGUAUGGUGGUAUUAAUGGGUGCAAUGAGAGACUUACUCAAUAACAUCAGACCUGUAGAACAUCCAUUUGAAAAUCCUCAGAAUGAAGGGGAUAAUCAAAAUAAUGACGAGGAAGGGGAUGAUGCUCAGGAUGAAGAAUGGGACUGAAAGAUUCUUAUUGUUUCUUCUGUGUAAUAAUGAUAUAACAGCAACUACUGCAAUGGAUACUAUUUUGAAAUUAAAGAAUUUACACUUUUGUAUUUGUAAGAUGUAAAGUCGCAAAAGUUAACACUGCUGUUUGUUCUGUAACAAAUUUAGGACAUACACACAAGAUUCAUGAUGGUUCAGUGUCAUGUAAAAAAAAAAUUGUAUCAUGUAAGCAACUAAACUAACUUCAAUAUUUGUUGAUCUGAUUUAUACCAAGUAUACUCAAAUCAUUUUUUAGAUUUUACCCCAAGAACUAAAAAGUGUGUUUUGUAAUGAAAUUUUUAAAAUCAUGAAAAUAGAAGAAACCAUGUAAUAUAAAAUAAAUAAUUGUUUUAUAUCUCUUAUGUUUUAAUGGGUUAAUCAAAGCUAACAGAGAAAGAGGAAAUUAAAGCAAGUUAAGUCUUCUCAUUUAUUUCAUGUUUUAACUCAUUGAUCUUAAAAAUAUUCAAUAAGAUAGGUUUGACAUUUACGAUUUAAGCGUUCUGCCCUUUUAUCAUAUUUAAAAUAAAGAUUUUUAAUAUGGAGGUUUUCUCUGAUGAAUUACUACUUGACAUUAAGUAUUUAGAAUAUAUUCAGUACACAAUUGUAAUGUCAUUGAUAAAAAUAAUGCAGAUCAAUAUCAAUUUUGGGAAACGACUUGAUAUAUUUCAACCAACCUUGUACAGAUUCUUCUACUGACCAGAAUAUCUACACCUGCUAUUUUAUUUUUGAUCAGAGUGAUAUUAGGGUUGUCCAUACCAAACAAUUUCUUCUAAUAUUAUUUGGAGAAAGCAGGAUAUAUAGGUCUUCCUCUGAAGAAGUGGAAGACUCAUUUAUUUUUCUAAUGGAGUUUUCUUCAAUUUAUGAAUGAAAUGACAUUUUUUGGGGACCAGUAAGUUAAUUCUUAACUAAUUAUCUAUAUUUAAAGCAUAAAAAUUAUUAAUGCAUGCAUGAGAGGAUUAUAAUAUUCCACAAAUAGUGGUGAUAUCUAUUGAUGAAGAUUAAUCAAUGAAAGUGUUUUGACAAAUCAAAACAAAAUUUUAAGUACAGGUAUGUUUUUUUUUCUUUUAGUGGCUUAGUAAUCAAGAAAAAAACUGUUUCUGCAUGUCAUACUGCCUCAGUGUAGGUUAGGGUAACCUUAAUUUGAAAUAUUUCCUUUUUUCCACAAAUUUUUCACUAUUUGCUCCGAGUUUUAUUUCACAUAUUUAAACAUGAGUUUUCAUAUUUAACUUUCAAAAUUUAACAUAUCAUUUCUAAAAUAUUGAAUGAUAAUCUAAAAGUUAUGGCUCUAAGAAGAACAACAAAAAUCUGUUGAUUAUUUGAGAUUCAUUAAUAUUAACAAAUUAAGAUAAUAAACGCUAUAUUAUUCAUACCAUUGAUACCAAUGUUAAGUUUUUAAACCUUUAAACUAAAAGAGGAAGAUCUGAAAAUAAACUUUUGACAUACAGGAGUUUUGCCAUGAUAGCUUUUACAUCUGUAAUUAACUAAUGUACUGAGUUAAAAAAAGUUAAACAACAAAUAUUUUUAAUUUUUAUACGACUGCAAAAAAAUUUGUGGUCGUAUAUUGGUAUCACGUCGUUGUAUUGCACAAAAGCAAAAAAUUAAAUAUAAAUUCAAAUCAUAUAACCAAUUCUAAGUUCUUUGACUACAGUUAUUCUGUGUCAGAAACCUAUUAUGUGUCAAAUAUCAGAGGCAGAUUUAGGGGGGGGAUGGGGGCCAGGGGGCCUGGGCCCCCCCUUUUGCAGGAAAAAUUAUGGUUGAUUAUAUAGGGAAUCACUGAAGCGUGACUGGAGCGGGCCCCAUCUUAGGCAGUCAGUGGGCCCCCUCUUAUAAAAAUUUCUGGAUCCGCCACUGAAUAUUUAAUUACAAUCCAAAUUCAGACCUGUAUCAAGUGCGAAUAUUGUGUCCAUUUUUGCCCCAACUGUUCAGGGUUGGACCUCUGCGGUCAUAUCCAGCUGUGCUCGGCGAAGCAAUUUAUUAUAUUUUAUAUUUAAAAAAUAAAUUAUAUUUAUAAACAUAACAAUAAAAUAAAUGAUAGUAUCAAAGAAAAUAAACCAUAAGGUGCGAUUUUAUUCAAACAAAAACUUUUUUAAUUUAAAGUUUUUUUAAUGGAAAUAUAUGUUGCUGAACUUUAUUUACCCAGUAUACAUACUAAGCAUUUUACUGUUAUACUAUAGUUGGUAAUUGUUACAGGGAGUUUUAUUUACAUUAGAUUAAUGUUCCUCAGAUACGAAUAGUAUUUAUUUACAUUGAAUAAAGGUUACAUAACAAGA